Messenger RNA from Podarcis muralis (Common wall lizard), 4391 nucleotides. It is a transcript of the gene TRIM66, whose product is annotated as tripartite motif containing 66. NCBI's taxonomy places the organism in Eukaryota, Metazoa, Chordata, Lepidosauria, Squamata, Lacertidae. The record is from RefSeq and is a predicted model, not a curated record. Gene Ontology annotation, cellular component: chromatin. Gene Ontology annotation, molecular function: zinc ion binding; protein binding.
ACACGUACCAUUGGCUGAUAUAUUUUUUAAAGAAAGGCUUCGCCUGUGGAGGUUUUCCCCUCUCCUCCCUUGAGCGUAGUGGGCGGUACCUGUGUUUUCAGUCAAAACUGCAGUCUUGUGGCACCUCAAACACUUACAAUUUAUUAGAAGGCAGUUGCUGGUAUGCCUUUAAAUGCGGCCCUCUUCGCUUGAUAACGCCACUGGAGAAUGCAAAAUUGGAAUAAAUCCUAGCCAAGUUAUUUUGUUGUCCUUUUGUAUCCAGCGGGGGCCCUUGGUCCCUGAACUGUAUGUUCCUCGGAGUGCAGCCUUGCAGUUCAGGCAUGCUCAGAACCAGCUUCAGCUGCAAAUUUGCAAAAACAGCUUGAGCCUGGAGAGGAAAGGUGUGCUUUGGUUGAACAUAUGGAGGACACCAUCAUUCAGACAGCUCCAGCCUAUUGAGGGAAACAGAUGGAAAAGAUGCAGGAGUUAUGCUGUGAUGACUUGGAGGCAUGGUCUGCCCUUCCCUGGUAUCUUCUCAUGUCCCGUUUUCAGACACUUCGAUUUACCAAGGAAUGUAGCUGAACAUUUAUUUAUUGGGGACUUCUGCUACAAUAAACCAAGCCAUGGCGAGGAAUUGCUCUGGAUGUAAAGAGAAGAGGCCUGCACACAGUCUGUGUACUAACUGCAACAAGUGGCUAUGCAGCUUGUGUACAGAAGAGCACGGGCAUGGCAAGGAAACAGGAGACAAUUUCUUGCCUAUACCAUUGAAGGGAUGUUCAGGAGCUGAUGGGGAAACAAGUGAAUUUCCCUUGUUCUGCCCAAUGCACAGUCAAGAGACACUCAAACUGUUUUGCGAGACCUGCGACGCCCUCACUUGCCGCUGCUGCCUUCUAACGGAGCACAAGGAACACAGGUUCAGGCAUCUCCACGAAGCUUUACAAAACCAGAGAGCCAUCCUGGAAAAUGUGACGGCUAAAGUGGAAGAGAAGAAAAAUGGGGUGCAGGUCUCAGCCAAACAGAUUGAAGACAGAUUGUUUGAAGUAAAGCACUUGCAAAGGAAAGUGGAAAAUCAGAUCAAAAUGGCCAAGAUGCUCCUGAUCAGUGAAAUAAAUAAGAGAACGAAUGUUCUACUUGAACAGAUAGAGAGAAUCACCAGUGAAAGGAAGCAGAAACUGGAACAACAGCUUCAGGGCAUCAUGGUGUUAAACAGGCAAUUUGAACACGUGCAGAACUUUCUGAGCUGGGCAGUGUGCAGUAAAAACAGUGUUCCAUUCCUCUUCAGUAAGGAGCUGAUUGUGUUUCAGAUCCAGCGUUUACUAGAAACAAACUGUAAUACUGAUGCAGGUCCUCCUUGGAAGGUCAGAUUCACAUGGGACCCAUCUUUCUGGACUAAACAACUGUCCAAUUUAGGCCACUUGUCAAUGGAGGGGGGACCAAUCCAUCACUCAGAUGUGCCAUCCUAUGGAAGUAUGCAAGGAAUGCAGCCCUCCUUGUAUCAUCAUCACGGACAUCAUUCGCCAGCACCACAGCAUGACUCUCUCAACAACCAGUCCCACCAGUUUCAGCCUCCUGUUCAUUGCCCUACCCCUGUGUGCUGCACCCAUUGCCUUAACAUCCCACACAUGAAUAAAGGACAGCUUCCACAUCAAACCAUGAGCCAUGCUCAUUCCUUCCGACAGCCUCCUGAGAUGCAGCACCACCAGCAGCAUUUCCCGCUGCAGUAUAGCCAGCAGCAGCACGAAAGAGAACAGAGGUGCACCUCUCGACCUGUGAAAACACUGCAGCCUUGUGCCGAGCAGAAAUCUCACCAGGAGCACGAUAGCUUAUCUGCCAGGAUGGGAAAGCAUUCCCAAGAGCAGCCGUUGCAACAGGCAGCACAUCCCAUUUAUCCCCUUCCCCUGCAUGAUGGUCAACAAGGCCAGGCUGGACAUUCCCAGCAGCUGCCUGCGCAAUCUGCUCUGCACAGUCCGACAGUGCAAGUUCAGCUUGGUCCUCUCCAGAAGCUAAAGCUGAAUCACUUGCAACAGCAGCAGCAGCAGCAGGAACAGCCACCCUUGCCGCCGCUGCCGCCACUGUCACCACAGCAGUCAUCUACGACAGGUCAGAACGAGAAGGCUCACGAACAAGUGCUACAGCAGAGUUUGGACAUCAUGCACCACCAGUUUGAACUGGAGGAAAUGAAGAAAGAUCUGGAGCUUCUCCUCCAGGCUCAGCAACCGAGCCUGCAAGUGAAUCAGGCCAAGCAGCCUCAGCAUGUUCAGCAAACAAUUGUGGGGCAAAUAAACUACAUUGUGAGGCAGCCGACGGCAGUUCAGCAGCAAAGCCAGGAUGAAGCCCAGCAGGUUGUUGAAGAUUCCACUGAUGCAGAAGGUCAAAAACCAGCACUUCCUCUUGAUAGAAACAUGAUUCCACCCAUGUCACAGCCAUUGGAAGAUGCUAUUGUCAGUAUUCACUCCCCAGAGAGUACUUUGUUGAAUCCAGUCAGAAAGCGGUCAGCUUCACUGAACAUUGUGGGCUUUUCAAAUGCCUUAGACAUGGAGUUGUCUUCAGCAAGGGUAUCCAAGUCAGUUGAUUCACAGGCAAAAGAAAUAUCCACUGUAACAUCCGGUCAGCCCCAAAGUAUGCCAUAUACCUCUGACGUGCAGCCUGAAGUUUUGCCCAGUUACAGCCUGGCUUUGGAUAGAACUACAAAUGACCUGAACUCUGAUGCUCUUAGCCACUUAGCAACCGGUGGUGUGCCCCUGGGGAGCGCAGUUUGCAAGCUGGAGAACGAAGAAUUCAGCUCCAUGACUUACCCUCUUGGAAGUGAUUCUGUUGCUUCUCAGUCCAAAGACAUCAGUGAGUUAUCUCUUCCCAUGCAAAAUAUUCUGGAAGAGCCUAUUAAUCUUUCGGUGAAGAAGACGCAGCCAUGUGCCUCCCCUCCCAUACUUAUCAGCAAUGCUUCCUGCAUGCAGCCAGUUACUCCACAACCAAAACAUAUUGAAGACUGCCAUAACUGCGAAGAGGAACAUUUUGAUAUGGAAAUUAAAAGUAAUCAGAGUAACAGAGCUUGUGCCAAAGAGGUAAAAGUCCCUUAUGUGCGACUGGAACGACUGAAGAUAUGCAACUCAGAGUCUGGAGAACUUCCAGUAUUUAAACUGCAACCACAGAAGAGUGAACAUGAUGGAACUUUCUUGCUGAUAAUUGAAUGUGGUACUCAGUCUUCAAGCAUGGCUAUUAAGGUCAAUCAAGGAAAUCCACUUGAAAGACAUAAUCUCAAGCCUGAGAACAUGGAGGAAAGGAGAAUCCCCACAAGUCAACUGACAGAGCCAGUGUUGCAUCCUUCUGUAGAUCACAGGCUCAGUAAUAGUAUGAAAAAAUCUGUGCUUACCCAGGAAGACCACCCGAUUGAGAACGAGGACUUCUGUGCUGUUUGUUUGAAUGGAGGAGAGCUAUUGUGCUGUGAUUACUGCCCAAAGGUGUUCCAUCUUUCAUGCCAUGUUCCUGCCUUGCUCAGCUUUCCUGUAGGCGAAUGGGUGUGCACGCUUUGUCGCAAUGUGGAGAAGCCAGAGGUUGCGUAUGACUGUGAAAACACACGUUUUAGCUACAGUAACACGCUAAUGCCAGCGAGAGUACUUUAUGGCCUUGACGACUAUGAUCAGAAGAAAUGUGAGAAACUGAUACUUUCACUGCUCUGCAACAACCUGAGUCUUCCAUUCCACGAACCAGUCAGUCCUCUGGCUCGACAUUAUUAUCAGAUCAUCAAAAGGCCCAUGGACUUGUCCACCAUCCGGAAAAAGCUCCAGAAAAAGAACAAGCUGCAUUACUCCACCGCUGAUGAGCUGGUAGCAGAUGUGCGCCUAAUGUUCUGGAAUUGUGCAACAUUCAACUAUCCUGAUUCAGAGGUAGCUGAGGCUGGACGAUGCCUGGAAAUAUUUUUUGAAAGCAAGUUAAAAGACAUUUACCCAGAAAAGCAGUUCUGCUCGGUGCAGCAAGAUGACUCUGAUUCAGAGGAACAUGAAAAUAGCCAAGUGGCUCCCAAGGGAUUCCAGUGGCCCUCAUACAGACAAGAGUGUAUCCAGCCCAAAAGAAGGCGACGGCACGCUGAAAGUGAAAAAACUAAAAGACCAAUGUUUUGGCCAGCUAAAGGUCUUUCUCAGGUGUGACGUGUGGAGUGCUGCAAAGAACAAAACAUCAAUCAAAAUAAGAUGUGCGUAAGAGGGGAGUCAGAAAAUGUCUCUUAAGAUAUUUCACCUGAACUUCAUAGCAGUGGUCAAUCAAUUUCAUUUUUAGAUCCUAUGAGGAGAUUACAUUUUCAGUGUAAUGUAAUUUUAAUAGGUAGUAAGACAGCUAUAUGCUGUCUUAACAAUUUGUGUUUACACUACUGUUUUGUCAUAUGCAAUAGUUAUUAAUAAUAAAAGUAAGACAUUUGA